Molecule: messenger RNA, 475 nt
Organism: Asparagus officinalis (garden asparagus)
Lineage: Eukaryota; Viridiplantae; Streptophyta; Magnoliopsida; Asparagales; Asparagaceae
Exons: 2
Coding region: 3-434 (143 amino acids)
Source: RefSeq, a predicted model, not a curated record
ACAUGCCACGCCCACCGACAGAUAGUUACAUCCCUAGUGGGAUGAACGAGAGAGAUUACGUCCGUGUUUUAGAUAGCAUUGAUGCUGAUAUUGAUGCGCACGUGACUGAGAUUCAGGAUCAGGUGGCGUUAGGGCUCCUCAGCAGGAUCAAGAAGAGCAUAGCGCAGGUGUUUCAUAAGACUCACGUCGACGAGUUCGCAGGCCGUGAGGACAGGUCUCGCUCAUUUGGACGGGCGUACGCUCGACGUCGACGGCCGCGUGAUGAUGACGCCGGCACUUCGCAUGCCGAUGGAGCCGGCACUUCACAGCUUCAUACACAGCCGGAUACUCAGAUAGUUGAGGCUCAUCAGCAGGAACCCAGGGGGCGGGGAAGAGCGAGGGGGAGGGGGAAGAGAGGGAGAGGAAGGAGGGGAGCUAUAUUGGGUUGUAUAUGAACUUAUUUUGAUAAAUUUUGUAACUUUCCUGAAUUUUCAAA